AUGCCCGACAUCAACUCUCUUCCCCCUUCUGCCCUAUCACCACCGCUUUCCUCCUCAUCAGUCUCAGCCUCAUCCCCCGCCGCAGCAUCUGGCCCAGCCUCUACCUCUGCUUCUGCAAUGUCGGCCAACGCCAACGCCAACGGCAGUGAGCCCGUCCCGGCUCAUGGUCCCAACAGCUCGCCUUCUCCAAACCGGUCCGCUUCCACGUCCCUGCAAGCCGCUGCCGCGGUCAAUGCUGGUCUGCAGCAUGAACGCUCUUCUAACUCGCGACGAUCGUCCGGUUCACUCUCGCGACAGGUCACUUCUCCAAGCAACGGACGGAGGCGUUCCCAGGUCCUCAUGAACCUGCAGAUCAACGAUCCCUCCGUGCCUGGACCCGGCGAGAUGGUCCCCGAUGCCGCGCACGCCCAUGGCCACGGCCACGGCCAUGGACACAGCCACAGAAGCAGCUUCACGAGCCCAACAGGGCCCAGUGUUGGCUCGCCCCUGCUAAUGGCUGAUCCGCAUCACAACCGAGCUCCCAGCUUGGGAGAGCUUCACCAGGAGUUGGAGGCCGAGCAGGAAGCUCAAGUGAACCGCCUCUUGUCUCAAAUUCGCCAGCAACAAGCCCAGAUCCUACAACUUCAGUCUCACCAGAAUCAGUCUUCGUCCGCCAUCGCAGGCGACGAAUCGCCCGGUGUGACGACUCCAGCUCCUGGAGCGCAACCUAUUUCCACAGCUUCCAAUCCUACUUCUGCAGCACCGAACAUUUCAGCCUCUGGCUCACUGCCCCGAUCACCCAUCUUCCCGCGCAGCUCCUUCGACCUUGCCCGCAACGAUCUACGACACAGGUCCCGAACCCCCAGCCGCGGUGCCUCGCCACGACUUCGAUCUACGUCCAUCAGCCAGGAUAGCGGGGAACCAUUCGCGCUGGGCGGAAGGGACGAGAGCGCGUUCUACCAGGCCGAGACUCAGAUGUUGACCAGGGAGAACCAAAUGCUCCGGCAUCGAAUCCGAGACCUAGAGCGACAACUCGCAGACACGACUCCUGGCGGCAGCACCGCUUCGGUCACACACGAGCCUGCACACCACUCAGGCCUGACGCGGUCAGAGUCUGUCUCUGAAGAGGCCAGGCCUACUGGUAUACAGGCUACCCACACUCUACCAAUUCGAGAGACGCCGAAAGAUGAGUGA
This is a messenger RNA of Diaporthe amygdali, 1173 nucleotides long. RefSeq lists its product as uncharacterized. The record is from RefSeq and is a predicted model, not a curated record. The transcript has 4 exons. NCBI's taxonomy places the organism in Eukaryota, Fungi, Ascomycota, Sordariomycetes, Diaporthales, Diaporthaceae. The coding region runs from base 1 to 1173 and encodes 390 amino acids.